This is a messenger RNA of Heterotrigona itama, 2401 nucleotides long. The record is from the annotation of a GenBank genome assembly. NCBI's taxonomy places the organism in Eukaryota, Metazoa, Arthropoda, Insecta, Hymenoptera, Apidae.
UGUUCGUGGCAUUGUUCACAAUUGGCCUUGCAUCAAGUCUGAAAUGGGAGGCCACAUAUUUUGCUAAUGUCCAAUGUGCUCGAUACCGCAUGGAAGACAAAUUGCAAGGAUCACGUGAUAAACUGCAGUAUCGCCAGCAUACUACACGAAUGCAUAUCACCCCGUGUCGCGAAGGGGAAGACCAAAGGGAACAAGAACAAAAGUGCCACAAGAUCCAGCAGCCGAAUGGCGGUGAUGCAGCUGAUCAAUCUAGGAAUCACGCAAGUUCUAGUUAAGCUGUUAGUGAGCCUGCAACACGCGGACACUAUUUCGAGCGAAGUGCUCACGCAGGAGGUGCUUUGGCUUUUGGGACAGAUAGCCCAAAGGGACCAGAAAUUCGUGUCAAAGAUGAAGAUGCUUAAUACCAUAAAAGUGUUCCAUACGCUGUUGAAACAACAUUACAACAACAGUAAAACUCUAUUACCGUUGUUGUUGAUCAUCAAGUGUCUCUCCAGAAACUCAUUCUCUCUUCAAGUAUUGGUGAAGGACGGGAUCGCCAGCACGCUGGAGAUUACGUUCGUAUGCAUCGGUUACAUGCCACACCUGAAACUCCGACUGCUGCUAGAGUGUUUUAAAUAUUUCACAACGAGCAAACUUUGUUGCACGAAAUUCGUGAAAGUGGGCCUGGUGCAUCUGUUGAUGAGGAUCUUCGAAAGAUGGGAACGAUUCGACGGCCCGAUGAGACUGAAGAUUUGCAACUGCGCUUUGAUUACGUUGCAGCACUUAUGCGUCAUAAAAGCCGGCCGGAAGGCUAUCAAGACGAACAAUGGUCUGCAACUACUGUACCGGUUCUGCAACUACUGUCCAGAGGAUAAGGCGUACGAUUCGUUGCUGUCGCGUAUUUGCGGGAUAAUCAAUCAAUGUCUGGAGAAGAAGGAGCUGCCAGUGCCUGAAAUGUCGCCGGCAAGGCCUGUAGCGUGGCUUCUCUCGGAAGACUGUACAGCGACCUUGAUUCCGGCGACGAUGAAGAAAGCCAGAAUUCAAGGACGAAUGUGAAAACUAUGAACGCAGCUGACGAAGUGGACGAGAGCAAGUUCUUUGCUGGUGUGUUCACUUCGCAAAGAUCGGAGGAGGACUUAACCGAAGAAUUCAACCUACAGAACCAAGUUUGCACGGCAAAGAAUUCGACAGAAAAGUUAACCGAUACGACGGACGCGAAAGUGUGCGGUAGCAAGACGAAAACGUUCGCGAAGGAUCCGAUAAAAGAUGGGGCGGCAAGGAAUCAAACAACGAAUAACGACACGGCAAUCAAAAUCUUCGACAACAUGUGCUCGAGCUUGACGGAUCAACAGGCUUAUUGCGUGAUAGCGAGCAGAGUGAAAAGCGUGAUCGGUUUUGUGAAGGUGGCUUACCCGGAUUUAAUCGGUGGCGAUGGCCUUGGCAAGGACGAGCCUUUGAACAACAAGGACAGGAAGAUCUGUCGAUCGAAGCUUCUCACAUGCGUGGAACGAGGCCUUCACGGCAGCACCUUGGUUCAAGAAGUAGUCUACGAUCUCGAUGCUGUAGCCUCCAGUAACAGUGACGAACAAACUGCGGUUGAUAAUCACUUGUGCAACUGGGAUGAGAAUAGAAUAGGCAAACGUUCCUCCGACACGAAACAGCUGCACUUCGAGUCUCGAUUCGAGAGCGGCAACCUAAGGAAAGUUAUUCAGAUAGGCCCGAGAGAGUACGAUCUGAUCUUGACGCCGGACGUGAACAGUGGUUCCAGGCACCAGUGGUUCUAUUUCGAGGUGUCGAACAUGGAGGCGAACCUGUCCUACACGUUCAACAUCAUCAACUGCGAGAAGGCGAACUCGCAGUUCAACUUCGGUAUGAAACCGAUUCUCUUCAGCGUGACGGAGGCACAUUUGGGAAGGCCAGGCUGGGUGAGAACGGGCGCUGAUAUCUGCUACUAUCGAAAUUGUUAUCAACGACCGACCAAAGGGAAGAAUUAUCUGACCACUUCGUUCACUGUCACGUUUCCUCACGCGUACGACGUUUGCUACCUGGCGUAUCACUUCCCUUACACGUACAGCCUGUUAAUGACGAACAUCUGGAAGUGGACCAGGCGGGCCUCUCCGAACACAUAUUUCAGAGCGGAGACACUUUGCGAAACGUUGAAUGGGAAUAACAAUCCUCUGUUGACUAUUACGUCCUUAGAUUCGAAGAGCAACCCUAUACAGAACCGUAAAGUGAUAUUUCUGACAUCGAGGGUUCAUCCGGGUGAAAGCAAUGCUUCGUGGGUGAUGGAUGGUACAUUAGAGGCGCUGUUGAGCAGCAACCCUUAUAUAGCCGGUUUGCGAGACGAUUACGUAUUCAAAAUAGUGCCAAUGCUGAACAUCGAGGGUGUGGUAAACGGUUGGUAAGUGAUUCUCCACGACGA